Molecule: messenger RNA, 6813 nt
Organism: Tachyglossus aculeatus (Australian echidna)
Lineage: Eukaryota; Metazoa; Chordata; Mammalia; Monotremata; Tachyglossidae
Gene: USP54
Product: ubiquitin specific peptidase 54
Exons: 23
Coding region: 1054-6171 (1705 amino acids)
Biological process (GO): protein deubiquitination
Molecular function (GO): cysteine-type deubiquitinase activity
Source: RefSeq, a predicted model, not a curated record
CAGAGAGGCUGGCGAUGGCAAUAGUGGAGUAGCGCUGGCAGUGUGUGUCGCUUUAAGGAUAUAAUGCUGGAGGAGGGGCAGCUUCCUGGGAAUCAGGUGCAUGUUUGAAGGGAUGAGCUCAUCUUUCCUACUCCACCUGCCCGAGACGCAGAGCUAGUCACUGUUUUCCCACUUGCAGGCCUUCCAGCUGGGAGGAGGCGGAAGCGGACGGAACUCCAGGCACUUUGUUUCAGGUUUAUAAUGGGAGGUGAGGCAGUCAUCAAUGGUUUUGGCAGAACACUACAAAGCCAGCAGAGUCAUUAAGUGACGCAAGCUUUUGAUUAUUUUUUUUUCCCCCUUCUCUCUGAAGUACUUUGGCAAGGCUGGCCGUCCCAGUCGCCGAAGAGAAGCAACAACUUCUGAAGAUCUGUAUGGGAUGUUAGAAGAAUUUAUUGGCAAGGUUAAAAAAGAAAAAAAAAAUCCCGAAGCACUCUAAUUCCGGAGCUGUUGUGGAAUCUUCUUUUGUCAAUCUGUCAGAACUUAAGUUGCCACUCAGACUGCACAUAAUGGAACAGACCACCAACCAGCAGGAAAGGUUUUGUUUGAUUCCUGUUCCUUCGCUGGUCACUUCGACUCGUGGAUUUUUUUCAUCCAUCCAAGGGGAGCAUUUCAAAAGGCACUGACAGAGAGGGAGGGAAGGACCCUUUUGGAUCCUGGAUGCUGCUGGAUUUGAGGAUUACAAUAUCUUCACAAAUCCUCUGUGGGAGCUGCUGCUUGAACUGGGAAAGGAGGUAAUAUCAAAACAUCACAUUCAGAAGAAUAUGGCUUUCCUCUUUGUGCAUUCCUUCUGCGUGGAUGUAAGAUUCGUGCCGGCAAUUGGAGCCGUCGAGUGAACGUUUCGUCAGCUGAAUUUAGAAGACUGCAUUUCUCUCCCUGGACUGCACGUGCACGGAUAGGGCAGGUAUAAACACUUCAAAUCACGUUCAAGAACAUUGGACUACUCUCAGCUGGAAUAAAACGUUCAAGCACUGAAAGACAUUUAACCAAACGGAUAUAAAGCUGAUCUUGGAAAAAAUGUCUUGGAAGAGGAAUUAUUUUUCAGUGGGGCGAGGGAAUGUUCAGGGAAUGUUCACCCCUCGCAGUAUGACCUCCAUAGCCCCCAGUAAGGGCCUGAUUAAUGAGCCAGGACAGAACAGCUGUUUUCUGAACAGCGCCCUGCAGGUUUUGUGGCACUUGGAUAUUUUUCGACGCAGUUUUAGGCAACUCACAACCCACAAGUGUAUGGGAGAUUCCUGCAUCUUCUGUGCUCUCAAGGGUAUCUUCAACCAGUUUCAGUGUAGCAGUGAGAAAGUGCUGCCCUCUGACACACUCCGCAGUGCCCUGGCAAAGACCUUUCAGGAUGAGCAGCGGUUCCAGUUGGGAAUCAUGGAUGAUGCAGCCGAGUGCUUUGAGAACCUCCUGAUGCGGAUUCACUUCCAUAUCGCAGAUGAGACCAAAGAAGACAUCUGCACUGCUCAUCACUGUAUUUCUCACCAGAAGUUUGCUAUGACCUUGUUUGAGCAGUGUGUGUGUACUAGUUGUGGUGCUACCUCUGAUCCACUGCCUUUUAUCCAGAUGGUACAUUACAUCUCCACCACUUCCCUUUGCAAUCAGGCGAUUUGCAUGCUGGAAAGACGAGAGAAGCCUUCCCCGGGCAUGUUUGGAGAACUGCUUCAGAAUGCCAGUACCAUGGGAGAUUUGCGGAACUGUCCGAGCAACUGCGGAGAAAAGAUCCGAAUUCGCCGGGUCCUGAUGAACGCUCCACAGAUCAUCACCAUUGGACUGGUGUGGGACUCGGGCCACUCAGAUCUGGCGGAAGAUGUCAUUCACAGUCUGGGCACCUGUCUCAAACUUGGAGAUUUGUUUUUUAGAGUGACAGAUGACCGGGCUAAACAGUCUGAACUCUAUUUAGUGGGAAUGAUCUGUUACUACGGCAAACAUUACUCCACUUUCUUCUUCCAAACAAAGAUCCGCAAGUGGAUGUAUUUUGAUGAUGCCCAUGUCAAAGAGAUUGGACCAAAGUGGAAGGAUGUGGUCACCAAGUGCAUCAAGGGACAUUAUCAGCCUUUGCUGCUGCUCUAUGCAGACCCCAGGGGAACCCCUGUUUCCACUCAGGACCUUCCUCAACAAGUGGAUCUUCAACAGUUGAGCAAGACAUGUUAUGACAGCGAGGAUUCAGGGAGGGAACCCUCCAUCUCGAGUGACACCCGUACGGACUCCUCAACUGAAAGCUAUCCAUACAGACACACUCAUCAUGAGUCUGUGGUCAGCCACUUCUCCUCUGACUCCCAGGGGACAGUCAUCUAUAAUGUGGAGAAUGAUUCUGCCUCCCAGAGUAGCCGGGACACAGGCCACUUGACUGACAGCGAGUGUAAUCAGAGGCACAUUUCCAAAAAAAGCUCCCUGAUGGACCGCAAGAGGAGUACAAGCCGGCCCAGGAGGAAAGGCGAUGAGGCACAGUCGUCUGGAUAUCACAGUGAAGGAGAAACCCUGAAGGAAAAACAAGCCCCUAGGAAUGCCCCCAAACCACCCAACAGCAGCAGCAGCAGGCUGAAGGAACUGAAAGAGACCGUCAGCAAUAUGAUCCAUCAUAGACCAGCCUUGCCCUCCCCGAACCAGCAGGGCCCGCUUCUUGGAGGGAGAAGAGGGGAUCAGACGGAGAAACUCCCUCCCAGAAACCUGACCUUGCCCGUUCAGGACUGGGAAUUGGAGAAUAACAGAAGCGAGUCCCGAUCCGGCUCAUCGGGCAAACACCGCCCAACUUGGAGACCUAAAAGGGAAUCUUUGAACAUCGAUAGCAUCUUCAGUAAGGAUAAGAGGAAGCACUGCGGCUAUACGCAGCUCAGUCCCUUCUCUGAAGACUCGGCCACUGAGCCUGCCCAGAAUAAACUGAAUGAACCGGUUACCCGAGAAACCAGAAACAACCAACCAAAUAUGCAGUACAAGAACUGGAGUCUGGGUCGGACAGCUCCAAACGCGAUGGACCAGCAUCCUCGACUGAUUCAAAGGAUGGAAUCAGGUUAUGAGAGCAGUGAGAGGAACAGCAGCAGCCCAGUCAGCCUGGAUGUAGCCUUGUCAGAAAGCUCCAGCACUUACAGAGAUCCUAAUGUGAAGAGAGCUGCUGGGAUGAUUCCGGCCUGGCGAAACAUCCCCAAGUCACAAAGCAGCAGCAGCGUCCUGGAGGUGGAGUCUACCCCAUCUUCACGGGGCUGGACAAAGAGCCAGCAAAGAACCAGUGGGAAGGUGUCUUUCCCCUUGAAGAGCGAGUUGGAUGAGCUCCAGGAGGAAGUAGCGAGGAGGGCCCAGGAGCAGGAAUUACGCAGGAAACGAGAGAAAGAAUUAGAGGCAGCCAAGGGCUUCAAUCCGCAUCCCAGCCGCUUCAUGGACCUGGAUGAGCUGCAGAAUCAGGGGAGGAGCGAUGGCUUUGAGAGGUCCAUGCAGGAGGCAGACGCGGUCUUCGAAGAAUCGCUGCACCUGGAGCAGAGGGGAGAUUGUGCUGCUGCUUUGGCUCUCUGUAAUGAAGCUAUCUCUAAACUAAGACUUGCCAUGCAUGGCGCCAGCUCUAGCACUCACAGCAGAGCCCUAGUCGAUAAGAAGCUGCAAAUCAGUGUCCGAAAAGCCCGGAGCCUCCAGGAGCGCAUGCAGCAACAGCAGUCAUCGCUGCCACCGCCAUCGGCCAGCUUGCCGCCUCAGGGGGGGCCCCCGACUCAAUCAACAAGUGAACAGCCUGUCCCGCUCCAAGUACUGCUGAGCCAGGAGGUGCCUCUGGAGCCCGGCACAGAAGCAGAAUCUGGGGCCAGUUCUUUGUGCCACCCACCACCUUCCUGCCACGAUUCAUGCUCUUUUUUGUACUCAGAUUCAGCCUCCCCUUCUGCCUCCCAACACAGUCUCCCCCCCGAAACCGUUCGUAGCAUUCGAAUUUCCUCCGUUGAUUUCGGUGGCCCUGCUCCCAAGGCCCUCCACAGGCAGGGCUAUCCGGAGGGAUCCGAGAGGAAUGCUCCCGGCUUACAGCUAACCGGGGCCCCUGGCCAAGGUGGGAAGGGCGGUAGCCGUCAGCCGCAAGUCCAGAAUGGGAGGGCCGCUUCCCAGCAGACGAAGCCCGGGCCUGCGGCUCUGCGGCCACCGAAUCUGCCCCAGCUGCAGUCAGCCCAACCGGCCUCCCCGGGCACGGGAGAAUCCCGCAGUCCCGAGUUCAUACCGACCAACUCUCCAGUGUGGCCCGGUGUCCCCGCUCCAGGGACCUAUCACCCCGUCAGCCCUGCUGCUUCCUCCCCGUUACCUCCCCGCCCUCCUAAUCCUGUGCGGAAAACGAACAGGUACCUCCGAGCCCCCGGCCACGAGACUUUGCUACCCCCGCGAGAGGCCCAGGGUGGGGAGGAACCCGGCAGGCCGGCGGCCCCGGUCUCCAAAGGACUCGUCCGCUCCUUGACGGAGCAGUUCCAGAGACUGCAGAGGGAGGGUACUUCUGAGAGGAGCUGCACGGAUUCAGGCCCACGGGAGAAGAAGCUGCCACCAAGAAUGACCAAGGAGACCUCCCCUUCCGGCUACAAGCCACUUCUGAGUGCAGGGAAUGGAAUUGGGUCCUCGGAAAAGCUGCCUUCCUCUUUGAACAGUCGAGACGGACUGGUUUCUGGACGGGGUCUGACCGGCCAUCACAACCUCCCCAGGAACACCGACAACCCCGGCGAUGAGAUUGCCAGAAGUGGAGGGCGCGUUAUUCCAGAUCGAUUCCAGUAUCAAGGAAGACAUAUCGAAGGCGAUGGGAAGCAGAUGGAGCCCGGCAGCAGCGUCAACUUGGCCGCUUCCCUGCCUGUGGGAGACAAGACCGCAAGACUUUAUGCAUCUCAUCCAGACUGCAGGAACGUCGAGUGGCUCCCCGUGUUAGCCAGGAAUCCGUCCCCUUGUGAUCCUCACGCAAUCCCGGCCUUCUCAGAGCGGAGCCAUAUCCUCCUCCACCCACAGUGGAAUCAGGAUACCGAGCAGGAGGCAUCUGAGCUUGAGUCUCUUUAUCAGGCCAGUCUGCAGAAAUCUCAGGCCAGCCGGCCUGGAUGGGGAAAGCUGGACGGGCCCCAGCAGCUGCUGCUCAACCAGCCAGGUUUCAUGCACCCAGCUGGGCGGAAGCUGCACUCAGCCCCCGGCCUCAAUCUCUCCAAAACACCAACGUCGGAGCUGGAGCACAUUCUCUGUGGAACAUCUGUGUCUUCUUAUUCCAAGGCUGACCAGAGCAGGGACCCCAGCAGGGAGCGUGAAGAAGAAGAGCUGUACAGUGCGGAGAACUUCCGUCGGAUUGCCCGCAGUCUCAGUGGAACUGUCAGCUCCAGUAGAGAAGAGGCCCUCGUUGUGUCUCAGAGCUUUGAAGCGUCAAAUGUGAGGAGAAAGCCGGCGGAAACAAGGCACCGUUCUUCCAGCUCCUCUUCCCUCUCUGUCUCCCGCGAUCCUCCUGUGUUUUCCUUUGACCCCACCCAGCUGCAGCACCUGUCCCGGGAUGUUGUUGGGGAGAUCCCUAAGCGCACAGGAGAUCGGGACGGUGUCCGGAAACUCGCGGCCGUGUCUGACGGGGACGAAACGUCCCGAAGCGAAGAGCUCGCCUCCGUGGCCCCGAACUACAGGAGCCUGCCGCAUUCCCGGAGAGUCCCCUCCUCCGGACAGCUGCAGCCCCUUGACGGCCCGUCCGUGGGAGGAGGGAUCCGGAGUAACCCAGACCACUGGCUGCAGCAGGUGAAGCCCACCUCCCGAGAAACGGCCACGCUGCCCGAGAGGCGGCAGGGGCACCGGCGUUACCAUCCCCAGCCCCGCAGUGGGCCCUGGGAGAGUCCCAACUUCCAGCAACGCAAGUAUGAGGACUUUCCGGCCCAACCCAAAGCCCCCGCACCCCCCAGCUUAAACUCGUGUCGCACGCAAAUGCGCCAGGAGCCGCCUUGGGAUUCCGGGGCCCCUCAGAGCUAUUUGGGGCACCCCCUAGCCCGGACCCCAGGCCCCCGGAGAGUGGAUAUGCCCCCAGAUGAUGACUGGAGGCAGAACAGUUACAUCCCGCAACCUGGCCGGAGCAGGACGCUGCCUGGGACUACGGCAGAGGGGCCUCUGACUGCCGCCUCCGAUUCCCAUCGCAGGAUGCUAGCCCGGACGGCGGCCCUGCAGAACAGCGGAUGGUGACGGGGUCGGAGGCCACGGCCGGGAUUCUUCCCUCACGGCUGACCGGGUGCAGGAGCAUCCUCGAACACCGCCGCCAGAACCCCUUUUAAUACCUGGGCCGUCUUCGUCUAAACGUACAGCCGGGUGUGAGACGCGGGCCCCGCGUCCCGGUACCAGUGAGGCGCUCCCGCUGGUUUCCGGGAGGGAGCCAGCCUGGCUGUCGGGACGAUGCUUCAAAAUCUGUUCCGUCUCCCCCAGCAGAAGGUCGUCAGAGACAGUGAGAUCCAGGCCAGAUUCUCCACUCAUACAGUGAUGAGUUUGAGGACUACCCCGGAAUGUCCCACUGGCAGUUCCUCAGUUUCCCCAAGUCCCCUGCCCCACGAUGGAGCCCGUGGGGAGCCCCCCCGCCGUCCGGAGGGCUGGAAUUCGUUAAAAGACCUGUUCUGUGAACUGUGAAAAAUCGCUUCUUUAUGAGGUACCCAGGGCCCCCCACACCCGUUAACCACGCUGACCCUUCACGACCAGGCAAGCUAACACUACUCACAGCAGCAGACGUCAUUGUUAUUGUUCCGUGCUCAACUCACCGUUGGAAACACACAGAGUAAGUUGAACUAUUUUAGGCCAAAUGUGUUUUGUAAGUAUUUUUCAAAUAAAUCUAUGAAA